CUCCUCCUCCUCCUCCUCCUUUCUCUGUCUCAAUAAUUAACAAUUUCUGGGCAGUCUUCUUCACAGAUGGGACAGCUUCACCUCCCUCUCUAAGCCGAUCUCCUUCGUGAAGCCACUUGCUUUCAGUUAGCUCGACUGAAGUCUGUAAAAUUCCAGUGACGCUCACAGUCUCCAUUUCCUUUUCCCCCUAGCUCGACGAGUUCCAGACGCAGCAGAGUUGACUAAAUCCAUGCUCUAGGAGACCACUGACAGAAUGGGAACUUGCAUGAGCAAGAAAUCGUGGACGGCCGACGAUGAAUCUGAAGCGUCGUCAGGUAACCCGCCGGAGGAGAAGGUGAAGGAGGUCCUAUCCGAGACGCCGAGGCCGAGCAUGCGAGCGAGGCGUUCGACCGAGAAGGAGCCGCCGGUGAGGCGCGACCUAGUGACGUCGGAGAAGCGCCGAGAGGCGGAGGAGAGCGUCGACGUGUCGGAGGCGGUCAGCGCGAGCGAGGGCGUGUCCGUGGCGCUGACGGAGGAGGACAAUGCCGCGGAAGUGCAGCAGCCGAUCCGUCGUAGGUCGUCUCCUGGAAAGAGGGGGUGGGUCAGGGAGGAGUUAUCGGGUAGGAAAAGCCCGUCUCCGUCGCGGAAGAGGGAGGUUUCGCCGGAGAGGAGGACGGAGGGUCAGGGCACGAGGGCUGCUGGGAGGUCGCUUUAUGGUGGAAGUCCGGGCGGAGAGUGGAGGAACGGGAUGAGGAGGACCGGUGGAGAAAUAGGUAUGAGAGGGAGUGGUCGGAGAUCGAGAUCCCCGGGGUCUCCAGCGGAUUCCGGCGGGAGACCAGUGGUAAAUAGGAGCGGAUCGAGGAAGACGCUCCAUUCGCCUGGCCGGGUACCGAUGACCGGCUGGGAAGAUAGUCGAAGGGUACUACAGUAUGGCAGCGGCUACGGCGGUUAUGGUGGUGGCGGCGAUGGGGAUCAAGAGGAAAACCUGAAGCCACAAGAUGAGUUUGGUUCUGCUCCUAGCGAGUCUCUUGAGAACCCUCUUGUUUCCCUGGAGUGCUUCAUCUUUCUUUGAUCUCGCUUUGGAGUCCCUUCCACAAUUUUGCUUCUCCACUUUUUCUGUGGCUUUUCUCUCGGGAAAUAUAUUAUUCCGGCAGUCAGUGCACCGGAAACUUUUACGGUGGCUGGAGAAGUUGCUGUAAAUGGAAGUUAUCUGAAGUGGGGAAAACCGAAUGCUCUUUUGGCUUAUUAGUCUCUUUUCGCUGUUGUACAUAGUCGGUCCUCCUAGUGCUAUUGAAACAGAAUUCUUCCCUGUUCUUUGCCUUCCCUGGUUUCUGAAAUUUUCUUGUUUGGAAUUUAGCUCUCUCUCUAUCUUUCCCUUCCGCUGCUUGUUGACCACUUUUAGAUGUGGCUUUCUCUCUUGUUCCAUUUUGGAAUGUACACCUACUGAUAGAAUGCUCUAUCCUCUUUCUCACUGUGGGGACGAAGGAGCCCCGUGUCGCAGAAACUGUUCACUGCGUUGCCAAAUUUUUCUUA
Nymphaea colorata (pocket water lily) is the source of this 1512-nucleotide messenger RNA. RefSeq lists its product as uncharacterized. The record is from RefSeq and is a predicted model, not a curated record. NCBI's taxonomy places the organism in Eukaryota, Viridiplantae, Streptophyta, Magnoliopsida, Nymphaeales, Nymphaeaceae. The coding region runs from base 254 to 1051 and encodes 265 amino acids. The transcript has a single exon.